Messenger RNA from Rotaria socialis, 1021 nucleotides. NCBI's taxonomy places the organism in Eukaryota, Metazoa, Rotifera, Eurotatoria, Philodinida, Philodinidae. The record is from the annotation of a GenBank genome assembly.
ACUUUGUGAUUUACCGUCGACUACUUUUUAUUCUUCAAUUUUGACUCAUUUAUGUAUCAUAGUAGAAACUUUUGAUGAUCGUCUUUACUUACUUGAUGGUCGACUCAAGCAAUUGACUACAUUUAACGUUAAUGUUUAUUCCAUAGACACUUCGUCAACAAGUGUUCAUUAUAUGGAUAUGUUACCUAAUCUGAAAUGUUUCUCAUUAGAAUCUUACUUUCAAUUUCAACAAUAUGAAAAAAUACCAUCGCUUCUUCGUCGUAUGCCUUAUCUGGAACAUUUAACUUUAUAUCUUUCUAUAGCAGAUCGAAAUAGAAUCAUCGAUGGUACUUGUAUUCACGAUGAUAUUCUUGUUUAUAUGCUUCAACUUCAUUCAUUCACUUUCUGUAUUAAUACUUAUAUUGACAUUGACGGUUUAUCUCAUGAUUUGUCUCGUGAACAUAUUCAACAAACAUUGAUAAAUAUCGGACAACAAAAUGCAUCUUCUAUCGUCAAUUAUCUUAGUAAAUGCACAGUCGCAUGUUCAAUUUUCUCCCUGUCUUUUGCAUUUAAUUAUCUUGAAUAUCUUGGCAAUGCAUUUCCAAAUACUGUAUUCAAUUAUGUUACAUAUUUAGUUGUGGACGAUGGUGAUGCAUUUAGACAUGAAUUCUUCGUUCGAAUUGUUCGAUCGUUUCCAAUACUGAAGUAUUUAUGUAUUUAUAAUGAUGAACCGCAGGGGUCAAGCGAUCUCACAUUAUCAUCUGACCAUAUUCAAUCAUUUUCAAUAAUUGAAUAUCCGCAUCAUACUUCACUUGAUGUGAGCAGUAGCGAUACAGGUUACCUUGAACAAUUUCUAAAUGAAACAAAGGCAUAUGUACCUUGUCUAACCGAAUUGGAAGUGUCUCAUCGUGACUUGAAAACGGUAACAAAGAACUUUAUAAGAGAAGAAACACGACGGAAUUGUGCUAAAGUGAAGAAAUUAAAUACUGCUCAACCAUUGGAUAAUUCGCAAGAUUUCUAUCAUUAUUUUCCUUCGUUAUAA